AAGAUGGCUGGGUUGACCGGCGCCGGGCCUCCGAGCGGACCAAUUGGUUGCCUCGAGCGAGACGUUGGCGUUUGAAAUUAGCCAAUGGCAGUCACACGCUGGAGCUUCCUCUCCGCCUCUUCUCGCCCAGCCCGCGAGUACUCGGAGGAAAGCGAGGAGGUGGUGGUGGCGGCCAGCAGCGGCUAAGUUGCUUCGAGGGGGAGUCCAAGAUGACCGGUUCUAACGAGUUCAAACUGAACCAGCCACCCGAGGACGGCAUUUCCUCGGUGAAGUUCAGCCCCAACACCUCCCAGUUCCUCCUGGUCUCGUCCUGGGACACGUCGGUGCGCCUCUACGACGUGCCUGCCAACUCCAUGCGGCUCAAGUACCAGCACACCGGCGCCGUCCUGGACUGUGCCUUCUACGAUCCAACACAUGCUUGGAGUGGAGGAUUAGACCAUCAAUUGAAAAUGCAUGAUUUGAACACUGAUCAAGAAAAUCUCGUCGGAACCCAUGAUGCCCCUAUCAGAUGUGUUGAAUAUUGCCCAGAAGUGAAUGUGAUGGUGACAGGGAGUUGGGAUCAGACAGUUAAACUGUGGGAUCCCAGAACUCCUUGUAAUGCAGGGACCUUCUCUCAGCCCGAAAAGGUGUACACCCUCUCAGUGUCUGGAGACCGGCUGAUUGUGGGCACUGCAGGUCGCAGAGUGCUGGUGUGGGACUUACGGAACAUGGGCUACGUACAGCAGCGCCGGGAGUCCAGCCUCAAGUACCAGACUCGCUGCAUCCGGGCAUUUCCCAACAAGCAGGGCUAUGUAUUAAGCUCCAUAGAAGGCCGAGUGGCAGUUGAGUACUUGGACCCAAGCCCUGAGGUGCAGAAGAAGAAGUACGCCUUCAAGUGUCACAGACUGAAGGAGAACAACAUCGAGCAGAUCUACCCGGUCAAUGCCAUUUCCUUUCACAACAUCCACAACACAUUUGCUACAGGUGGCUCUGAUGGAUUUGUAAACAUUUGGGACCCAUUUAACAAGAAGCGGCUGUGCCAGUUCCACCGGUACCCCACCAGCAUUGCGUCUCUGGCCUUCAGUAACGACGGGACCACGCUCGCAAUAGCAUCGUCGUAUAUGUAUGAAAUGGAUGACACAGAACAUCCCGAAGAUGGUAUCUUCAUUCGCCAAGUGACAGAUGCAGAAACAAAACCCAAGUCACCCUGUACUUGACAAGAUUUCAUUUACUUAAGUGCCAUGUUGAUGAUAAUAAAACAAUUCGUACUCCCCAAUGGUGGAUUUAUUACUAUUAACAAAGAAACCAGGGAAAUAUAUUAAUUUUAAUAUUAUAAGAACCUGAAAAUAAUGGAAAAGAGGUUUUUAUUGAUUUUUUUUUUUUUAAAUGAACACUCUUAAGUGCAUGAGAUGGUUGAUGGUUUGUUGCAUUAAAGGUAUUCUGGGCAAACGAAAUUGGAGGGCAGUGACCGCACUUUUGAGAAUCAGUUUUGACCUUGGUAAUUUUUGUUUCCGCUGUGGAAAUACAUGUUUGUAAAUAAAUAUAGGUAAUAAAAA
Lutra lutra (Eurasian river otter) is the source of this 1535-nucleotide messenger RNA. It is a transcript of the gene BUB3, whose product is annotated as BUB3 mitotic checkpoint protein. Gene Ontology annotation, molecular function: ubiquitin binding. NCBI's taxonomy places the organism in Eukaryota, Metazoa, Chordata, Mammalia, Carnivora, Mustelidae. Gene Ontology annotation, biological process: mitotic spindle assembly checkpoint signaling. Gene Ontology annotation, cellular component: kinetochore; mitotic checkpoint complex; bub1-bub3 complex. The transcript is spliced from 8 exons. The record is from RefSeq and is a predicted model, not a curated record. The coding region runs from base 210 to 1196 and encodes 328 amino acids.